AUGCCAGGCACAAAGUGCUUUCAACACAUGAUUGAGAUCCCGGAGCCUAGAGAGUGGGAGUUGUCAGGAUAUGAGGCUUCUGUGCCAAUCAUGGAGAAGUCAAACCCACCCCGGGACUUGGACAAAGCUAAUGCAGAGCAAAUUGUUCAGUUGCUGGGCCAAUGUGAUGCUGAGAUCUUCCAGGAGGAGGGGCAAAUUGUACUCACAUACCAGCGGCUAUACAGCGAAUCCAUUCUGACCACCAUGGUCCAAGUGGCUGGGAAAGUUCAGGAAGUGCUGAAGGAGCCAGAUGGAGGGCUGGUGGUGCAGAGCGGAGGAGGCACCUCUGGCAGAAUGGCGUUCCUCAUGUCGGUUUCCUUUAACCAGCUAAUGAAAGGUCUAGGACAGAAACCUCUUUAUACCUACCUCAUUGCAGGAGGUGACAGGUCUGUGGUGGCCUCCAGGGAAGGGACAGAAGACAGUGCCCUGAGUGGGAUUGAGGAACUGAAGGAGGUGGCUGCAGGGAAGAAGAGGGUGAUUGUCAUUGGCAUUUCAGUGGGACUCUCUGCUCCCUUUGUGGCAGGCCAGAUGGACUACUGCAUGGAUAACACAGCUGUCUUCUUGCCAAUCCUGGUUGGUUUCAACCCAGUGAGCAUGGCCAGAAACGACCCCAUUGAAGACUGGAGUUCUAGAUUUCAACAAAUAGCAGAGUGGAUGCAGAAGAUGCAAGAGAAGCAGGAAGCUUUUGUGCUCAAUCCUGCAGUUGGACCUGAGGGUCUCAGUGGCUCCUCCCAGAUGAAAGGUGGAAGCACCACCAAGGUCCUGCUGGAAACCCUGCUCUUGGCAGCACACAAGACGGUGGACUGGGGCAUUGCAGCCUCUCAGAAGUGCCUCCUGGAAAUCUUGCACACAUUCGAGCGGGCUCAUCAGGUCACCUACAGUCAAAGUCCCAAGAUUGCUUCGUUAAUGAAGCAAGUCAGCACCAGCCUGAAGAAGAAAGGCCGAGUGCACCUGGUUGGCUGGCAGACCCCGGGUAUCAUUGUCAUCAUAGAUGGAGUGAAGUGCAUCCACACCUUUGGCGCUGAUUUUUGAGACAUCCGUGGCUUUCUCAUUGGUGAUCAUAGUGACAUGUUUAACCAGAAGGCUGAGCUCACCAACCAGGGUCCCCAGUUCUCUUUCUCCCAAGAGGGCUUCCAGUUGUGCAUCCUGCCCUCCAUCACGGAAAAUGACACUGUAGUCUUCAUUUUCACCCUGGAUGACAAUCUCUCAGAGGUGGAGAUGCUGGUGCAGCAGGUGAAAGAGAAGACCUCGAGUAUCCAGGCACUGGCACACGGCACUGUGGGGCAGUCCCUGCCGCUGUCCUUGAAGAAGCUCUUUCCCUCCAUCAUCAACAUCACAUGGCCACUGCUUUUGUUUGAGUAUGAAGGUAACUUUAUCAAGGUAUGGGGCAUGAGAAGUUUCCAGCGUGAGUUAAGCACCAAAUGGGUGUUGAAUACAGUGAGCACAGGAGCCCACGUGCUUCUUGGGAAGAUCCUACAAAAUCUCAUGUUGGAAACUCGCAUCAGCAACUCCAAGCUCUUGUGGCAGGCACUGACCAUGCUGCAGAGGUUCUCUGGACAAUCCAAGGCUUGAUGCAUUGAAAACCUCCUCCAAGCAAUUCACUUGCUCCAGCUGCUGUCGGAUGAUAUUUGGGCUGCUCCCAUCUCCCGUCACAUCCAGGUUUCACACUGCAAGGAUCAGGUGAUCCCGGUUGCAUUGCUGAGCCUCCUCUUCCGGUGUUCAACCUCUGAGGCUCAGGUGCACCUGGCUGCAGUCUGUGAGGCUCUUCGGAGCGCCCUCACCCGGCUGGGUCGGAAGCGCAGCGUGGACCCACUGCAGACUCCAGAACCAACCACACAGUGA
This is a messenger RNA of Ochotona curzoniae (black-lipped pika), 1881 nucleotides long. Its product is annotated as glucokinase regulatory protein-like. NCBI's taxonomy places the organism in Eukaryota, Metazoa, Chordata, Mammalia, Lagomorpha, Ochotonidae. The record is from RefSeq and is a predicted model, not a curated record. Gene Ontology annotation, biological process: carbohydrate derivative metabolic process; negative regulation of glucokinase activity; glucose homeostasis. Gene Ontology annotation, molecular function: carbohydrate binding; fructose-6-phosphate binding; enzyme inhibitor activity. Gene Ontology annotation, cellular component: nucleoplasm; mitochondrion; cytosol.